Phyllostomus hastatus (greater spear-nosed bat) is the source of this 6453-nucleotide messenger RNA. RefSeq names its product eukaryotic translation initiation factor 4 gamma 3 (gene EIF4G3). Gene Ontology annotation, molecular function: translation initiation factor activity; protein binding; mRNA binding. The record is from RefSeq and is a predicted model, not a curated record. The transcript has 40 exons. Bases 450 to 5612 code for a protein of 1720 amino acids. Lineage: Eukaryota; Metazoa; Chordata; Mammalia; Chiroptera; Phyllostomidae. Gene Ontology annotation, cellular component: eukaryotic translation initiation factor 4F complex.
AACCGGCUCUGAAAUCAGGCUCAGCGGCUGCAGCAGGAACCGGACCCGGCACCGGAGCGGCGGCGGCGGCAGCGGUACCGCCUCCUCACCCGGCGGCGGCAGCAGCGGCGGCGGCGGCAGCGGCGGCGGCGGUAGCGGCCCCUCCUCACCCGAACAUCAGGGCCCUCCAGACCCAGGCGCCCCAACAAAUUCCUAGAGGACCUGUACAGCAGCCUCUCGAGGAUCGGAUCUUCACUCCUACUGUCUCGGCAGUGUACAGCACGGUAGCAAGACAGCCGGGACCCCCGACCCCUUCCCCUUAUGCGGCACAUGAAAUAAACAAGGGGCAUCCAAAUCUCGCGGCAACGCCCCCGGGACAUGCAUCGUCCCCUGGACUCUCUCAAACCCCUUAUCCCUCUGGACAGAAUGCAGGUCCAACCACGUUGGUAUACCCUCAAGCCCCUCAGACAAUGAAUUCGCAACCUCAAACCCGUUCUCCGAUCCUGGUUCUCCCCAGGGGGUGGAGGAACCAUUCUAAAGAGCCCAGCAGAACAGUGCCAAUACAUUGCACAGACAACUGGAAGAGGAGGAAGGUUUUGGAACAGACUCCCGUUUACAGGUCCUUGGCUGGAAGAGGCUGGAUAAAAUACUGCAUUUUUGCAGCGGGGCCUCGACCUGCCCAUCAUCAGGGAGGAUUCAGACCUAUCCAGUUUUUCCAGAGGCCUCAAAUACAGCCUCCUAGAGCUACCAUCCCGAACAGCAGUCCUUCCAUUCGCCCUGGUGCACAGACGCCCACUGCAGUGUACCAGGCCAAUCAGCACAUCAUGAUGGUUAACCAUCUGCCCAUGCCGUACCCAGUGCCGCAGGGCCCUCAGUACUGUAUACCACAGUACCGUCAUAGUGGCCCUCCUUAUGUUGGGCCCCCACAGCAGUAUCCCGUUCAACCACCGGGGCCAGGUCCUUUUUACCCUGGACCAGGACCAGGGGACUUCCCCAAUGCCUAUGGAACGCCUUUUUACCCAAGUCAGCCAGUGUAUCAGUCAGCACCUAUCAUAGUGCCUACGCAGCAGCAGCCCCCUCCAGCCAAGAGAGAGAAAAAAACAAUAAGAAUUCGGGAUCCAAACCAGGGCGGUAAAGACAUAACAGAAGAGAUUAUGUCUGGAGGUGGCAGCAGAAACCCUACUCCACCCAUAGGGAGGCCCACAUCCACACCUACUCCUCCGCAGCAGCUGCCCAGCCAGGUCCCCGAGCACAGCCCUGUGGUUUAUGGGACUGUGGAGAGCGCUCAUCUUGCUGCCAGCACCCCUGUCACUGCAGCUAGCGACCAGAAGCAAGAAGAGAAGCCAAAACCGGAUCCAGUAUUAAAGCCUCCCUCCCCAGUGCUUAGGCUAGUCCUUAGCGGAGAGAAGAAAGAACAAGUGGGCCCGAUGUCUGAGACUACUGCAGUGGAGUCCAUCCCAGAGCUUCCUCUGCCUCCGUCACCAACUGCUGUUUCUCCAGUUGCUCGAAGUACGAUCGCUUCCCCCACCUCUGCUGCUCUCAGUGGCCAGCCGAUAUUCACCACUGCUCUAGGUGACAGGUGUGAACUCUCCUCCUCAAAAGAAGACACAGUUCCUAUACCUAGCCCCACAUCUUGCACAGAAACAUCAGAUCCUUCACAAACAGAUGUAAUUGAUGAUGAUAUAUGCAAGAAAUCUUGUAGUGUAGCACCUAAUGAUAUUCCACUGAUUUCUAGUACAAACCUGAUUAAUGAAAUGAAUGGAGUUAGUGAAAAAUUACCAGCCACGGAGAGCAUUGUGGAAUUAGUAAAACAGGAGGUGUUGCCAUUGACUCUUGAAUUGGAGAUUCUGGAAAAUCCCCCGGAAGACAUGAAAGUGGAGUGUGUUUCAGCACCCAUCACCCCUUCCACAGUUCCUUUCUUUCCUCCAUCUCCUCCAACUCCUCCAGCCUCUCCUCCCACACCAGUCAUUGUUCCUGCUGCUGCCACUGAUGUUAGCGCUGCUAGUGCUCCCACUGCAGUCCAGAGAAUCUUAGAAGAGGAUGAGAGCAUAAGAACUUGCCUUAGUGAAGACGCAAAAGAGAUUCAGAACAAAAUAGAGGUAGAAGCAGAUGGGCAAACAGAAGAGAUUGUGGAGUCUCAGAACUUAAGUUCAAGAAAAAGCCCUGUCCCAGCUCAGACAGCUCUGACUGCACCAAAGACGUGGAAGAAGCCAAAAGACCGGACCCGCACCGUCGAAGAGGCGUCAGAAGCAGAAUUGGAGCCUACAGCUGAAGAAGAGCUUUCAGGUGACAAAGUACUUGAAUGUGAGCAGGAUAAAAUGAGCCAAGGGUUUCAUCCUGAGAGAGACUCCUCAGACCUAAAAAAAGUGAAAACUGUGGAAGAAAAUGGAGAAGAAACUGAGCCUGUACGUAAUGGUGCUGAGAGUGUUUCUGAGGGUGAAGGAAUAGAUGCUAAUUCAGGCUCCACUGAUAGUUCUGGUGAAGGGGUCACAUUCCCAUUUAAACCAGAAUCCUGGAAGCCUGCCGAUACUGAAGGCAAGAAGCAGUACGACAGGGAGUUUUUGUUGGACAUUCAGUACAUGCCAGCCUGUAUACAGAAACCGGAGGGCCUGCCCCCCAUCAGUGAUGUGGUUCUUGACAAGAUCAACCAACCCAAAUUGCCAUUGCGAACUCUGGAUCCUCGGAUUUUGCCUCGAGGACCAGAUUUUACUCCAGCCUUUGCAGAUUUUGGAAGGCAGCCCUCUGGUGGAAGAGGUGUACCUAUUUGCAAAGUGCAGAGCAGGCACGGAUUGCCAAUUCUGGAACAGAGCAAAGCACCAGCUUACACUCCACUGGUGAUGUCGCACCCAGCCCUGAAGAGCCUGCCUCUAGGGUUGUUGAAUGUCGGACCGCGGAGAUCUCAGCCUGGCCAGCGGAGAGAGCCCAGGAAGAUCAUCACGGUCUCCGUGAAAGAAGACGUGCACCUGAAAAAGGCCGAGAACGCCUGGAAGCCCAGUCAGAAACGAGACAGCCAAGCCGAGGAUCCCGAGAACAUCAAAACCCAGAUUCGCAGUGUUUACUGUGCAACAGACUGGUUGAUACAUUGCUUCAUGUCUCCCUGUCAGACCUUCACUUCUAAAGAGGAGCUUUUUAGGAAAGUUCGAAGCAUCUUAAACAAGUUGACACCACAGAUGUUCAACCAGCUGAUGAAGCAGGUGUCCGGCCUCACCGUGGACACAGAGGAGCGGCUGAAGGGGGUCAUCGACCUGGUCUUCGAGAAGGCUAUCGACGAGCCCAGUUUUUCCGUGGCUUACGCAAACAUGUGUCGGUGUCUAGUAACGCUGAAGGUGCCCAUGGCAGACAAGCCUGGUAACACAGUGAAUUUCCGGAAGCUGCUGUUGAACCGUUGCCAGAAAGAGUUUGAAAAAGAUAAAGCAGACGACGAUGUCUUUGAGAAGAAACAGAAGGAACUUGAGGCUGCCAGCGCUCCAGAGGAGAGGACGCGGCUCCAUGACGAACUGGAAGAAGCUAAGGACAAAGCGCGGCGGAGAUCCAUUGGUAACAUCAAGUUCAUCGGGGAACUCUUCAAACUCAAGAUGCUGACCGAAGCCAUCAUGCAUGACUGUGUGGUGAAGCUGCUGAAGAACCACGAUGAGGAGUCCCUGGAGUGCCUGUGUCGCCUGCUCACUACCAUUGGCAAAGACCUGGACUUUGAGAAAGCAAAGCCACGGAUGGACCAGUAUUUUAAUCAGAUGGAGAAAAUUGUGAAAGAAAGAAAAACCUCAUCUAGAAUUCGAUUCAUGCUUCAGGAUGUAAUAGACCUAAGACUGUGUAAUUGGGUAUCUCGAAGAGCAGAUCAAGGGCCUAAAACUAUUGAACAGAUUCACAAAGAGGCUAAAAUAGAAGAACAGGAAGAGCAAAGGAAGGUCCAACAGCUCAUGACCAAAGAGAAGAGAAGACCAGGUGUCCAGAGAAUGGAUGAAGGUGGGUGGAACACUGUACAAGGGGCCAAGAAUAGCCGGGUACUGGACCCUUCAAAAUUCCUCAAGAUCACUAAGCCCACAAUUGAUGAAAAAAUUCAGCUGGUACCUAAAGCGCAGCUGGGCAGCUGGGGGAAAGGCAGCAGUGGUGGAGCAAAGGCAAGCGAGACUGAUGCCUUACGGUCAAGUGCUUCCAGUUUAAACAGAUUCUCUGCUUUGCAACCUCCAGCACCCUCAGGGUCUACAUCAUCCACACCUUUAGAGUUUGAUUCCCGGCGGACCUUAACCAGCCGUGGAAGCAUGGGCAGGGAGAAGAAUGACAAGCCCCUCCCCUCUGGAACGGCUCGUCCGAACACGUUCACGAGGGGCGGCAGCAGUAAGGACCUGCUGGACAAUCAGUCUCAGGAGGAGCAGCGGAGAGAGAUGCUGGAGACUGUGAAACAGCUUACGGGAGGCAUGGAUGUGGAAAGGAACGCCACUGAGGCUGACCGGAACAAAACCAGGGAGUCAGGUUUAGUGAAACCAGAAAUUCCAACGACAUCAGCGUCUGACAAGCCUUCAUUGUCAGAAGAGGAAAUAGAGAGGAAGUCCAGAUCUAUCAUUGAUGAAUUUCUACACAUUAAUGAUUUUAAGGAAGCCAUGCAGUGUGUGGAGGAGCUGAGUGCCCAGGGCCCGCUGCACGUGUUCGUGCGGGCGGGGGUGGAGUCCACCCUGGAGAGGAGCCAGAUCACCAGGGACCACAUGGGCCGCCUCCUGCAUCAGCUGGUGCAGUCAGAAAAGCUCAGCAAACAGGACUUUUUCAAAGGUUUUUCAGAAACAUUGGAAUUGGCAGAUGACAUGGCCAUUGAUAUUCCCCAUAUUUGGUUGUACCUUGCUGAACUGGUGACGCCCAUGUUGAAAGAAGGCGGAAUCUCCAUGAGAGAACUUAUCAUAGAAUUUUGCAAACCUUUACUUCCUGUUGGAAGAGCUGGGGUCUUGCUUUCUGAAAUAUUGCACCUUCUAUGCAAACAAAUGAGCCAUAAGAAAGUGGGAGCUCUAUGGAGGGAGGCUGACCUCAGCUGGAAGGACUUUUUGCCGGAAGGGGAAGAUGUACAUAAUUUUCUCUUGGAGCAGAAGUUGGACUUUAUAGAGUCUGACAGUUCCUGUUCCUCUGAAGCACUUUCAAAGAAAGAACUCUCUGCUGAAGAGCUGUAUAAUCGGCUUGAGAAACUCAUCAUUGAGGACAAAGCGAACGAUGAACAGAUCUUUGACUGGGUAGAGGCUAAUCUAGAUGAAGCCCAGAUGAGUUCACCUACAUUCCUUAGAGCUUUAAUGACAGCUGUUUGUAAAGCAGCUAUUAUAAUAGCCGACUCUUCCACCUUCCGAGUGGACACUGCUGUGAUCAAGCAGAGAGUGCCGAUCUUACUCAAGUACCUAGACUCGGACACAGAGAAGGAACUGCAAGCACUUUAUGCACUACAGGCGUCAAUAGUAAAACUUGAUCAGCCUGCCAAUUUGCUACGGAUGUUCUUUGACUGUCUGUACGACGAAGAGGUAAUCUCCGAGGAUGCCUUCUACAAAUGGGAAAGCAGCAAGGACCCCGCAGAGCAGAACGGGAAGGGUGUGGCCCUGAAGUCUGUCACGGCCUUCUUUACGUGGCUUCGGGAAGCAGAAGAGGAAUCUGAGGAUAACUAAAAUUUCAAAUACACAAAAAGAAACAAAAGAAACAAUUUAAGUAUUUUUUUAAAAAGUUUCACGUCUUCGCCAAUCACAGUGCAGCAAGGCCAAUUCUCGCAGAAACCCCCACGUGUGCACGAGUGGGAGAGGGGAAAGAGAACAAAGGUGAUCAUGGAGGAAAAAGGUACUGGAAAUAAGUACACUUCAACCUGAGGGCGGGAGCACUAAAACCAAAAUACAUGUAUUAUUUAUAGAAAAUAUUUUCUGUUAUAAUCUUUUCUUUUUAAACGAGGACUCAUACUUUAAAAAAACACAUCUGUUUAGCAAAAAAGUUGAGAACUUUUAAUUUAUUUUAAGGACUGCAAAUGCCAGUGUAAUUUUUUAAUUUGCAGUUUCUGUAAACAACUUGUAUAAUAGAAAAGCAGAGAAAUAAAUUUCCCUCCCCUUCAGAUGCACCUCAAGUUUGUUUUAAAGCAUAGUAGUUAGUCCAGAUUUAAGAAGGUUUGGGGUGAACAAGGUAAGAAAGAUUUUUUUUUUUUGGCAUCAAAUCUUUCUGCCUGCCUCUCAGCUUGCUUCAGAAAAUUUAAAAAAAAAUCUCAAUAGUAAUCAAACAUACAUAACCUUGGAACAGAAGGAAAUGCUGUGGACCAGAGAACUCCAAGAAUUGUUUAAAAAAAAAAAGUGCUACCCUUGGAAAAGUACUCUUAAUACUUUUGAAAUCUUUAGAGCAACUAUAAGGCUUGUAAAUACAUAGAACAAAUAUUUAAAAAAACAAAAAGAAAUUGACUCAAUACUAUUUCUUUUCACUUUCAAAAUAUAAAGAACAAAAUAAAGACAAACAUUGCAAGUUUAAAAGAAA